Messenger RNA from Tachysurus fulvidraco (yellow catfish), 1529 nucleotides. It is a transcript of the gene praf2, whose product is annotated as PRA1 domain family, member 2. The transcript has 3 exons. The record is from RefSeq and is a predicted model, not a curated record. Gene Ontology annotation, cellular component: membrane. The coding region runs from base 35 to 571 and encodes 178 amino acids. Lineage: Eukaryota; Metazoa; Chordata; Actinopteri; Siluriformes; Bagridae.
UUCUGGUUAACGUAGUAUCUUAACCGCAUCGAAAAUGGUGGACGUUCAGCCUCCUCCUUUCCGGAGCCUUGAUGAUUUUAUUUUCAGUUCGGCCCGGUUCUCCGUGCCAGAUGUCCGUAAUUUAGAGAGAUGGAACCACCGGAUAAUUAACAACUUGCUCUAUUACCAGACCAACUAUUUUGCCUCCGCUUUGUGUUUCCUGCUGAUAGUCGGGUAUUUCCGGCCUUUUCAGCUUUUCCUUGGAGCAGCUGUGGUGAUCUCUGUGUUUUUGGGCUUCGUCUGGGCAGCAGAGAACAAGGCCAUAGUGAGACGCUUCCGGAGGAACCAUCCUUCUCUCUGUCUGAUUGCUAUUUUCGGCUCUAGCUACUUUUUACUAUCUUUCCUUGGAGGGGUGGCCAUCUUUCUCUUUGGCAUCACCUUUCCCAUUUUAAUGAUUCUGGUCCAUGCGUCCAUCAGGCUACGGAGCUUAAAGAAUAAAGUGGAGAACAAGUUGGAGAGCAUUGGACUGAAGAGGACACCUAUGGGACUUCUGCUGGAGGCACUCGGCCAAGAGCAAGAGGCCGGCUCAUAGUGUUCAAUCUUUCAGCAACCUUCCCUUAAGUCCUAAAUGUUAUAAGCAGUAUGUUUUUACUUAUGUGCCAUUGUUUCUAUACUCAAACGCAAAGGGCUUGGGGGAAGAAAAAUAGGAGUAUGUAUAGUUGAUUGCAAAACUUUGCAUCCCCUCAGGUGUUAAACGGAAAAACAAAACAUAAAAUCAACAGAAAAAUAGUUAAACCAUGAGGUUGUAACUAUUAAUCUUCUAGUCUAAUAUAAUUCGUCUUUUUUUCCCCCAUGAGCUGUUGGACUAUUGUUGUUUGUGAAAUGAAAACAGUACACAUUAUUUUCACUGAUUACAAUUUUUGCAUUUCUCAACUUAAACUAAGGGUAUGCAAACCUUUUCUGCUCUACUUUGUUUUAAGUGAAGUAUGAUAAAUGAGUGUCUACAAUGUACCUGCCUUUAACACUCUAGGUUUAUGAUUUUAUACCGUUGAAAAUGGAUGCUUUAAACGUAUCACUAACCGUGCAUUGUAUCUGCCAUUUUUUUAUUUAUUUAUUUUUACUUUUGAAUGAUUUCUCUUCUUGUUGCACAUGUACACAUUAGUGCAUUACCUUUCUAUAGUUGUGCUAACAUUCCUGAAGUAAUGAGGGCCUUGUUGAUUUCCUCACAUGUUGCUGUUUGUGACCAAUGCAUGACACAUUUUUAUAUUUACAAGCAAUUGUUUUGUAUAGACACUAGUUAUUUAUGUUAUUUGUCUAAUAAGAUAAAUCAGAUGGUAUCAGGAAUGGUAUAUGAAGAUUCCCACAAAUGACUGAUUCAUUAUUGAAGUUAAACAUUACAAGUGUUCAUAUUUUGCUCGUUCAAGUGAUUUUUGUCUUCACGCACAGUAUUAUAAGAAUGUAUUUGCUCUGGCUUUGUCUUAAAUGGACCUCAGUCUGUUAUUGAAUGUUUAGUCUUUUGUCAAUAAAACUGACAUGAUUUUGCAACAUCA